Molecule: messenger RNA, 2043 nt
Organism: Drosophila subobscura
Lineage: Eukaryota; Metazoa; Arthropoda; Insecta; Diptera; Drosophilidae
Product: dynein intermediate chain 3, ciliary
Exons: 2
Coding region: 66-2012 (648 amino acids)
Biological process (GO): cilium movement; outer dynein arm assembly
Cellular component (GO): outer dynein arm
Molecular function (GO): dynein heavy chain binding; dynein light chain binding
Source: RefSeq, a predicted model, not a curated record
UAGAAAAUCAAUCAUUAAAUACAGGGAUCGGUCAAAGACAAAACAUUAAACCCCCCCGUUUCGUCAUGUAUCAGAACCAAUUUAUUUACUCGCGUUCACGCCGCCUGUUCGGGCGCCAAUGUCGGUUCCAGGAUCGCAACGAGCUGAUGGUCAGCGUCCAUCCGAGUGGACGGCAGCGCCUGAACUACAUUCUGCGGGAUCCGGCAGUGCGUGCCACACAGCUCAGCGAGCAGAUGGCCCUGAGCAUCGUGGAGACGGAGAAUGUGACACACGACCAGCAUGGGAUGUACCACUGCGAGGGCGGCUGGCCCCGCGACUUGAACAUCAACGACGAGGAGCAGACGGUGCGCCACCGCAAGAAGGUGGAGCGCGACGACAGCUGGGGCGUUCAGGUGACCGACAUGAUGCGCUCGAUGAUGCACGUGGCCGAGCAGAACAAUGCCAUCAACAUUUUCGAGGACUUCUUCGGCGACUUGCAGACCGAACUGGGCCAGCACCUGGCCCAGCGCUUUGUGGCGCGCGUCGUGAACGUGUUCCACGACCUGUGGCUGCCGCCGCGCCAAAUGAACGGCGUCGACUGGAUGCCCAGCAAUGAGAAGCUAUUCAUGACGCAGUUCUCGAAUCAUUAUCGCCUGCGUGCCACCGGCCAGAAGCUGGUGCCGAGCGAUGGCAAUGCGUGGAAUGGCGGCGACAACGGCUUCUACGUCUGGGAGGUGAACAAUCCGCUCAAGCCGCUGCUCCACCACGACUGCAACGAGGUCGUCUCGCGCGCCAAGAUCUGCCCCAAGGACGAGAACCAUCUGGCUGGAGGCACGUGGUCGGGCAAGGUGUGCAUUUGGAACACCUUCGAGAGCGGCCUGCCGCUGCGCAUGUGUCCGCUGGAGACGGCCCAUCGCGAGAGCACCAAAGCCCUCUGCUGGGUGCACUCCAAGUCCAACACGGAGUUCUACACGGGCUCCCUGGACGGCUCCAUCAAGCACUGGGACACGCGCGAUCUGAUGAUGCCGGUGCACGAGCUGCUGCUGGAGCCGGUGCCGCAGGAGCGCCAGGAGCGCCACAAUGCCCACGGGGUGAUGGUGCUCGAGUUCGAGUACACCAUACCCGUGCGCUUCAUCAUUGGCAGCGACAUGGGCUGCGUCUUUGUGGGCAAUCGCAAGGGCAUGACGCCCCAGGAGACGCUCCUGGCCCACUACCAGCUCUUCGCCGGCCCCCUGCGCAGCAUCCACCGCAAUCCGUUCUUCGUGAAGAACUUCCUGGCGACGGGCGACUGGCGCGCGCGCGUGUGGUCCGAGGAGGCCAAGGACGGGCCCAGCACCAUGUACAUCCGCAAGAAGAAGGAAAUCGUGUGCGGCGCCUGGAGCAGCGGCCGCUGCUCCCUCUUCGCCACCGGCGACAAGGCGGGCGUCGUCGACUUCUGGGAUCUGCUGCUGCACCAGCGGCAGCCCGUGUACAGCAUCAACUUUGGCUCGGCCAUCAGGGAUGUGGUCUUCCGCCCGGAGGGCUCCCUGCUGGCCAUUGCCCUGGCCAACGGCGACACACAGAUCCUCCUGCUGGACCAUGCCAUGAGAUCGUCCAACAGCAAGGAGAAGACCCUCAUGGCAGCCAUGUUUGAGCGCGAGAUUCUGCGCAGCAAACUCCUGGAGGCACGCGUCGAGGAAAUGAAACUGAAGCGCCGCACCCAGCUGCUGGCCGAGCAGGAGCGUGCCCGCAAUGGUGGCGACGAGAGCUAUGUUGAGCUGGAGCUGGAUCCCGAUAAUCCCGAGGACUUUCUGCAGCUCAUCAACGACGACGAGCAGUUCCGCGCGGCCAUUGCCGACUUCCAGGAGCUGCUGCUCAGUGUGGAGCGCAAGCGUUCCAAGCGUAAAAUCGUCAUGGAGCGCACCGUCUUCGAGGAGUGGUACAUGGAGGAGGAGGAGCGUCAAGCUCCAAGCCAAGCGUCUGUCGGCUCCCAAGAUGCGGCCAACGUGGAGGCCAAGAAGGGCAAAAAGAAGGCCGCGCCUGCGGGCAAGUAGGCGGCAAAACAACAUUUAUGGCGACACUUUA